AUGCAUAGCAAAUAUGAAUCACCCGUAAUUCGCGUGUCUCCCAACCGAGUUCAUGUCAAUGAUGUGAAAUUUUAUGAGACUGUAUUUCGUACAGGAGCCCCUUAUUACAAAGAACCCGAGUUCUAUAGUUCCUUGGGCGCCGACGGGGCAUUGGCCUCUCUUACAGAUCCAGCCGAGCACCGAAAGCAUCGCUCUUACUUGAGCUCGCUAUUCUCCGCUCAAACAACGGUUGCUUUGAAACCUCGACUCCUGGAGACCUUGAUCAAAACAGCCGGUUAUCUCCAAAAGGCAGCGGUGAAAGGCAAAUCAGUCAACAUACAAAAUAUCUACAGCGAGCUCAUCGGCGAUGUAGUCUGUGAGCUCAUGUUCGCGGAUAGCUACAAUUUCAUCGAAUCCGGCGAUGAGGGACACCCUCUGUUGAACGAGGUCGACAAUCUGGGGUCUCUUACCUGGCUGAUGAUGGAGUUUCCUGGCAUAAAAACAGUCAUGAAAGCUCUCCCUUCUUCUAUAGGUAAUAAGCUAAGCCCGGAAAUUGUUAGCUUCAAAAAGUUCUGUAAGGACCGGCUGGAGGAGGCACAACACAGAAAGCAAUCUGGCAAUACCCCUUCCAGGAAGUCAUAUUUCGAUCUGUAUUUGGAAAUUGACAGUCGCAAAGACACCAUACAAAACGUGGCGGAUGUGUUCGAUGGUGCAUUCAACUUCAUGACUGCAGGAAUUCACACCACUGCUUACACUCUAUCCUGGGCUACCUUUAACAUUCUGAGCUCGCCAUCUGUUUUAGUCAAGAUCCAAUCGGAACUAGAUGAAGCCAAGGUGGCGAUACGUGAUGACUUCGAUCCAAAGGCGAUUCAAAAUCUGCCGUAUCUGGGAGCGGUCAUCCGAGAAACAAUGAGGAUGGCCGACCCGGUGCCUGGCUAUCUUCCCCGUGUGGUGCCGAAGGAGGGAGUUCAAGUUGGAUCAUUCUUUCUACCUGGAGGAGUAAGCCUAUAA
Molecule: messenger RNA, 990 nt
Organism: Penicillium manginii
Lineage: Eukaryota; Fungi; Ascomycota; Eurotiomycetes; Eurotiales; Aspergillaceae
Product: Cytochrome P450 E-class group I
Exons: 7
Coding region: 1-990 (329 amino acids)
Molecular function (GO): iron ion binding; heme binding; monooxygenase activity
Source: RefSeq, a predicted model, not a curated record